Messenger RNA from Staurois parvus, 669 nucleotides. The record is from the annotation of a GenBank genome assembly. NCBI's taxonomy places the organism in Eukaryota, Metazoa, Chordata, Amphibia, Anura, Ranidae.
AUGGUGGAGAAGCCAUAUCCUUGCCUAGAGUGUGGGAAGCAUUACAGCAGCACCAAAAGUCUUACUAAGCACAUUCGCCUGCACACAGGGGUCAAGGUGAACUCUUGCCCCGAGUGUGGUAAAAACUUCUUUAACAAGUCUGGCUUGCUCAAGCACCAGCGCAUUCACUCGGGAGAGAAGCCCUUCUCCUGCUCAGAGUGCGGAAAAUGUUUCAUCAGCAAGUUUGAGAUUGAUAUGCACCAACGGAGCCACACAGGUGAGCGGCCCUAUCCCUGCUCCGAGUGCGGCAGGUCCUUCAGCACCAAGUCCAACUUGGUCAAGCACAACCGGGUCCACACGGGAGAGAAACCCUACACCUGCUCCGAGUGUGAGAAGAGCUUCUCUAUUAACUCCGACCUGGUCCGCCACAUGAGGACUCACACGGGGGAACGACCCUAUUCCUGUUCCGACUGCGGACGGAGAUUCAUCAGUAAAUUCCAACCUCAUCCGACACCAGACAGUCCACUCUGGAAUGAGGGAGAAGCUCUUCACCUGCUUCGAAUGCGACAAACGUUUCGUCAGCAACUCAGACCUGGUGCGUCACCAGAGGGUCCACUCGGGGGUGAAGCCCUACGCUUGCACCAGGUGUGGGAAGUGUUUCUCAAGCCAAAUGGCCUUAAAGGCUCAUAA